Messenger RNA from Prunus armeniaca (apricot), 2511 nucleotides. Lineage: Eukaryota; Viridiplantae; Streptophyta; Magnoliopsida; Rosales; Rosaceae. The record is from the annotation of a GenBank genome assembly.
AUGGCACCCCAAACCGUGGCCAGCCUUGCUGAACAGUUUCAUGCGUUUCGAGACAAAGUUUCUGAUGAUAUCGCUGGCAUGGAAACCCAACUCUCCAAACUCAGCGUUGACUUCAAAGACGAGUUGGUACAGGCUCACACACAUCGUGCUGACCUCAAAGACAAAUUGGUACAAGCUCACACACAUCGUGCGCAGACGGACCUUGCCAUCACCAAACUCCAAGACUCCGUUCAGUUGCUUAUCAAUCACUUUCGGGCUGGACAUGCUGAACCUUCUACCUCCGUGGUGCUCUCGAGUUCAUCUACGCCACCACCGACAAGUGGCCUUUUGCCCAAUCCACCAGUGGAUCAAAAACUCAAGGCCGUGCCAUACGGCAUGCCGCAUAGCUCCACUGGGCCCUCGCUUGAUGAGCCCAAGACUCAAUUGGAGGCCCCCUUUUCUUUUGGGUCCCUUCCACCGCUCCAUUAUACCCAACACACAACGGGCCCUUCUACAGUUCCACUUGAUCAAGGCACUCAUCCCCCUCGUCGUUUUGACAACGAUGUCAUCCGCCACAUCAAGCCGACCGCUCCUACUUUUGAUGGUCGUGGAGAUCCUACGAUGUUUCUUGAUUGGGUUCAAGCCAUGGAAGAUUAUUUCGCCUGGUACAACUUGACGGAUGCUCAUAAACUUCGCAUUGGUAAGAUGACACUACAGGGAGCCGCUAGACAAUAUUGGAAUUCGGUGGAGGAGCAACUAUAUCAAUUUGGACAGCCGCCUGUGACUCUAUGGGACGAGAUGAAAUUAAAGCUUCGCGAACAAUAUCUUCCCACCUUUUAUCGCCAUCAAUUGUAUGAUCAAUUAUGGACCCUUUCACAAGGAAGUUUGACUGUUACUGAAUUCCACGCUCGUUUUAUUGAACACAAGAUACGUGCAGGGAUUCGUGAAGAACCCGACAUCACUAUGUCUCGCUUUAUCCAUGGUCUUCGUGACGAUAUCAAGCGUGAAGUCCGUCGAUUCCGUCCGCAUAUUUUGGAAGAUGCAUAUUGCCAUGCACUGGAAGCUGAAACUUUUUUGGGCCCACAACGUAGAUAUACCGGGUAUUCCGGGCUCUCUUCCACUCCUACUCCAAAUAGUAGUACUCCUAGCUCCACAUAUGGCGUUGCCGGUCCACCUGCUCCUACGAUACCCACAACAGAAAAAAGACCAGCCCCAUCCACGGCUGCUCACAUCGAAUGCUAUCGUUGCCAUGCUAAGGGCCACAUUGCCUCCCGUUGUCCGCACCGAACUUUAACCAUUGGCUCCCUCAAUGAGGACUCUUGUGUGGACGUGUAUGUGGAGCCCCUUGAACCUAUUUAUGAUCCAGAACUUGAUAAUUGCUGUGAGGAGGCGUUUCACCAAGUGAGUGUCAUGCGUUGUAUUUAUUCAGCAUCUACGCCUCCACCUCCUAAUUCAUGGAAACGCACAAGUAUUUUUCAAACCUAUGUCCCUUGCGGUACUAAUAGAUGCCAACUAGUUAUUGAUGGGGGAAGUACACUAAAUGUUAUCUCUAAAGCUGCUGUCGACCGCCUUCACCUUCAGGCCGAGCCACAUCCCCAUCCUUUUCAUGUUGGCUGGGUAGAUAACACCAUGUUACCUGUUACUGAAAGAUGUCUUGUUCCUCUUCAAUUGGGUCCCUGUCAUGAGCGACUUUAUUGUGAUAUUCUACCCAUGAGUGUCGCACAUGUGCUACUAGGCCGACCAUGGCUUUACGACCGCUGUGUGAAAAGUUGUGGCAGAGAGAACACAUAUACUUUUCAACAUGAGGGAAAGAACAUAACGCUAACGCCUUCCAAUCCGGCCAUCAAACCAACUAAGGAUGUUCAACCGACUCUAUUAUUUAAAGAGAAGGCUUCGGAGCAUCGAUUGAGUAGUUUAUCAUCUGUAAACUUUGCACACGAACUGCAAGACACUGGUGUGUCCUUUGCUCUAUUGCUUAGACCGAAAUCUAACAGCAACCCCACACCACUUGCCGAACCCAUACAUCAGUUCCUCCCUAAAUUCUCUAAUAUCAUACCUGAUGACUUACCAGAUGCACUACCUACCGUAAAUAAUAUUACCAGUUUCAUUCCUCCUCCAGUGCCGCGUAGUCCUUCUCCUAGUUCUACCCCUACAGAUCAGAUUGAGGACGUCUCAGAUCAUGAAGUUGUGGCCUCGUCUCCUAGAGAUUCUACCUGUUUUCUGGUUCAUUGGGUUGGAAGGCCUGCUACUGAGGAUACAUGGAUUACAAAAGCUGAAUUUCGCCAGUUGGAUUCCACUCUUCUGCACAGUUAUCAGAUGCUCUUCAUGACAUUGAUUUGGCUGCCUCCCGUCCUCCCAUCAUCCAUACUUACAAACAUCGUCGUCAUCCUUCAUCUUGGUAUACUCGCCGGUGUCGAGUUCUUUUUGGUGGGGGAGAAUGAUGCAGAAUGCAUAUUAUUAGUUUUCCUAAUUCUACUUGGAUUAGUUUUCCUAUUUUUAGUUUUCCUAAUUCUUAAGAUUCCUUCUUGUUAA